CGGACUGGACAGAAUGACCAGCCAGUGACCGCUGUGCCGCCAUGGGCACGAGGACUUAUUCGUUGGUGGAGCAGAAGAAACUGCAAUGGGCCAAAGAGAGAGAAGAGAUGAUUGGUCUUUGUGGUAUUUGGGGAGGUCUGGCAAACAGGAGGUUCGAAGACCACAAACCGUCUAUCAGAACCCACUUUGUGUCUUCUUGUGAUCUCAGAAGGCCAGAAGUCAGUUCUGAAAACUUUGAGUCACCACUAGGAAGUUCAGGGAGGUUGAGUCGUCGCCGCAGCCCAAGUCUUCCCCCCAUCUAUAAACACUACCAGGAUGGUGAUGGUGAUGGGGAGGAAGGAGAGACAUCUGGGUACGCCAGUGACUCAGGAGAGAGACAAGAGUACCAACCUUCCUGGCCCAGUAAGCCAAGGAGUCGCCAAAACAGCACAUGGCACUCUUCCAACUGCUUGAACACCCCAGACUCCCUCAACUCAGACGGGGGUCGUCCUCGAUGGGGUGACAAAGGGGUGGGGGUGGGCCACCUGUGGGAUGCCAGCAUCCACAACCCUGACGCCCGCUUACCUGCUGUUACGGACCGCCCUGGAGCUACACCGCCCGCCUGGCUAUGUCGUGCCACCAACAACACUGUUAGUGAGGUGUUGGUAAUCACGCAUCCAGAGGUUUCCAGUCCUGUAACAGAAUAUGGAAGUUGUGACACUCUUGCCAACAGUGACCGAACAUAUUUGCGAGGUCAAAACAUUUCCAUUGAACCAGAAGAACUAAUGGAAAGGGAGAGGAAGCGGCAGAAAGCUAAAGAGUUACAGAAUGCAAUUCGUCAACAGUUAGAAGAAAGAGAACGUAAGCGUAAAGAAGAACGGGAACGCCGCCAAAGAGAGGAAAGAUUGGAGGAGGAACGAUUGAGAAAACAACAAGAAAUUGAAAGGAAGAGAUUGGACGAGGAGCGUCAAAAACAAAGAGAAAAAGAGGUCAAAGAGGAGAGGAAGGAGAAAGCAAUGAGAGAAGCAAUUGAAACUGCAGAACGUCUGGCAAGAGAGGAGAAGAUAAAAACACGUAAAAAAUACAAACAGGAAGUGAGUGAAACUCAUUUGCCAGUUUAUGAAGAAAGGACUGAUGCACCGUGUGUUGUCAGCUCAGAAUUGAAAAUAGCUCGAGUGGAGCUUGAGCAGCCCAAGCUCCUGCAUAUGCAAGAAAAUCAGGCUGAACAACAAAUUAAAGAAGAAGUGGACAUUUCCAAAGAACAAAGUGCACCCACUAUUAUGGAGCAGACAUCACCAAAACCCCCCCAAAACCAAGAAAAAGAAAUUAAGUUGUCAAUAAAAAAUGAUGAUAUUUCCCAACAAAAAGAGAUUGUAAAACCUCACAUAAUGAAUGUAAAGAAGGAGAACUCAACAGAGUCAUCAGAUGAUCAGGAUGUGGAUCCAGAUUCAUUGGACGAGGAAGUGAGUCCAGAGAUCGCGUUGGUGCUGAGUGAGCCUCAUGAAGUCGAAGUCAAUCAGCUGAGCCUUGUGGUGUCACCUGGCCGACUGCUUACCCCCAGCAAGUUUCGCACCAAUCCUUCCUAUGAGAAGUCCACACAAACUGAUCUCAUCAAGUCAGAGAAAUUACCAUUGCGCUGCAGGUCCCAACCGAGGCUAGAGGAAAGGCCCAAGUGGGGAGUUAACAGACCAGAGACACAGUACAUAAAGCAGAGUGAACGAGACCCCUAUUACCAAACAAGGCUACGUAGGAACUUGAUGCGUGUGCGCUCCAAGUCCAACAAACCAGAGAGAGAGGAUAGCAGGUCACCCUCCCCAGUGAACAUGAAAGUCCAAGGCAAUCAAGCACCUGUCACCACUGUGAGUAGAGGGACAAUAACUCCAAGAGUGAUGCAGAUGGUUCUGCCUUCCCACAAUCCCUUGAGAGCCAGCCGACCUCGAUACCUCUCCUUCAAGGGUGGUGUUGGAGCAGUGAUGGCCAGUAAUGUGUUCAGACCAAAGCCAGAGCCUCGACCGCAACAGCCACCUGCAGAACUGUCACUUGUCAGUGAUGUCCUGAACCAGCUAACUAGCUUACGAAAGGGCCUUACCAUGAAGCAACAGGAAUGGGACGCAUCAAGGAGUCAAACUCCAUUCUCAGAAGUGUCUUCAUUGUCAACAUCAGCAUGAACGCCUUCACUACCAUUGUACAUUUGCAUAUAAUUAGAAAUUGUUUUUAUUAAAAUGUUUUCAUAUAA
Molecule: messenger RNA, 2215 nt
Organism: Homalodisca vitripennis (glassy-winged sharpshooter)
Lineage: Eukaryota; Metazoa; Arthropoda; Insecta; Hemiptera; Cicadellidae
Product: trichohyalin
Exons: 15
Coding region: 42-2147 (701 amino acids)
Biological process (GO): cilium assembly
Cellular component (GO): microtubule; cilium
Molecular function (GO): microtubule binding
Source: RefSeq, a predicted model, not a curated record